CAAAUAUCUUCGGGCGGUCGGUUGGUUGGUUGGUUUUGGUUUGAGUUUUACCGAUGGAGGAGUCUCCUGUAUAUUCAAGUACUCCCAAGGGCUUUAACAAACGGGCUAUCAAAGAGCUUGACUUAGAAACACCACACAUACCACUGGCUGAAGGUGGUGUCAAGAGAAAGAAGACAGCGACGGUGCCAGAACAGUUGAACCUAUCAAAUCGAUCGUUGCCUGUUGAUCUCGAUUCGAGUGUCAGUUCAUCCCGUCGUUCUGUGCUGAAGAAACUGGCUCAGCCGAAGAAAACAACUACAGUACGUCAAGGCACGGAUUGGAUGUAUGUUAACCAUAAGGAAGCUACACAACCCAGUGAUCGUCCUGUUUCUCGUAGACGAGGUGAUGGAGGUGAGCCAUCAACACAAGCACCACCGCCGCCAUCAAGACCACCGUCGAAAAGACGGGAUUCAGGCCGACAACUACAACAACAGUUAGUGGAAACAGAACAGGAGCGAUCCAGUCAACGGGUGGGUGCUUCACGAAGACAUAAUAGUAAUACGAAUAAUGAUAACAAUCAGAAAAAAAAAGAACGACCGAAGAAACGUGCCGCACCGGGAACCAGAGCUUUGCAAGAGAUAGCAUCAUAUCAACGGAGUACAAAUCUCCUUAUCAGGAAGCUGCCAUUCUCUCGAUAUAUCCGUUAUAUCAUGGCGACAUCACUUGGUCCGAGAUACUUAACGUAUCGUUGGCAAGCGAUAUGCUUUCUGGCCUUACAAGAAGCCGCUGAAGCAUUCCUCGUGAGCUUAUUUGAGUCGGCUCAACGAUGUGCAAUUCACGCUAGACGUGUUACAGUGAUGGCUAAAGAUGUCCAACUAGUGACAGAUUUACAAAACAUUCCAACUGCGUCAAGUUAUCAACAAUUUCCAUUGACGACGAUGACGACUAAUCGACCCAUGUUGACAGCACCACCGUGUCCAUCGAAUAGGAAGAAUCGGAAUAAUAAUAACAAUGAUGAUGACGAUGAUAAUGGUAAUAAUGUGAGAUGAUGACUGUCUUCCUAGUUGAUUUUAGUGAUUCCAGAAUCACUACUGUUGUUUUAUCUCCGAUCCCCAUUCCGGUUCACUUCUCUUCUUGUUCCAGUGUACAUCAACAAUCCUCGCCCAUAUUCGCUCUUUGUGAUAGAUAAUAUAUCUAGUCAACUUCUAUUGUUUUUCGAUUUGACUACUGUUGUUUUUGCCCCACAUACAUUUCUGUUUGUUACCUGUUUCAUUAUGUCUCUCUUCUUGUGUGUGGUACAUUGACAUGGCGAGUGGAAACUGGAACUGGUGCACAUCUGUGCAAAGUUCUAGGUUGAAACUAGUCAGUCAAUCCUCCCGCCCCCACACAACUGCUACCCUCCCUGCUUGACCCUCUGUUCUAUUUGAUCUUUGCCUAAUUCCCAAAACCUUUGAUAUGUUUUGUAGAUACAGUGUGUUCUCCUUGUUAUUUGUUAUGUUAGGUUAUAUUUUUGUGAAUGCUCCAUUACUACUUUUAUUUGCAGUUUUAUGCGUUUUUGUGUUUUCGCGAUGACCUACCUUAUUUGUACAUAGUGACUUUAAAUGGCGUAUGGCUUUACAACAAUCUGAGUCUGUCUCUCUCCCUGUGGGUGAACAGACUUUUUUGUAGAUAAUUGCUACCGGUGUUGUAUCAUGGAAUGUUUUCUAUUGUGAUUGAAAACAAUUGUGUCUCGAAUGUUCUUGUGAUUUGUUCUGCUUAUUACUCUGAAGUGGGGAGAUGGGGUUUGGUGGGUAUCCUAUACGAU
This is a messenger RNA of Trichobilharzia regenti, 1783 nucleotides long. The record is from the annotation of a GenBank genome assembly. NCBI's taxonomy places the organism in Eukaryota, Metazoa, Platyhelminthes, Trematoda, Strigeidida, Schistosomatidae.